CAUGUUCAAGAAAAUGAUAACCUGUCUGCUUCCAACGCUAAACGGAGAAAGAUUCGAAAGGGAACUCACAGUUGCUGGGAAUGCAGGCAGCGCAAGAUGAAGUGCACAUUCAGCUUACCCACGGACGAUACAUGCAUCCGUUGUCACCGACGCGGUAUCAAAUGUGUGAGCCAAGAGUAUCCUGAGGAACUCACAAGUGCUUUAGACCGAAACCUCCAAAUGGGGGAUCGCAUGGCCAGAGUCGAAACAUUAGUCGAGCAGCUUCUUCAAAAAGCUCCCAGGGACGAUGAUUUUGAUGACCUCUACUUGCCGAGGAAAGAUGAGAGGAGUAAUAAAAGCGCCUCCAACUCUUCUACAGGCGCAUCUGACCAAGUAGAAGAUGUUACUUUACUCAAGCCAUUGGAGGCUUCUGGUUUUGAUUUUAUCAAUGAUGGUACCAGGUCUUCAAAUGUUGGCUGUGAAAAGGCUUCUUCUCUUGGUUCAGCCCAACAUGAGAAGCUUUCACAGACCCUACAUACGUCAUUACCAUCACAAGAGGAUAUUGCAAUGAUAACAAAACCAUGCGGCAACACAUCUCCUUUAUUCUAUCAGAUGCAGAGUGUGCCAUAUAAACACCUCGACAAAGCCAAGUCUCUUGAGACGUUAUUCAAGAGGCCAAACUUCAAUGCGCAUCCGGUUCUGAUAGCAAGAUACAUGCUUCACCUGGCCACUGCUUUGCAGCACCUUCACCCAUCUUCAUUUCGGGAGAUGAAUGGGCUGUCAGAGCCACCCCGUGAGAUUAUGAAGAGGCUAGCCGACAUAGCUACAAGCCUUGUCACUACGAAUGAUGAUCUCAUGAGCUGUAUUGAAGGUUUGGAUUGCAUGAUGACAGAGACUUGGUACCAUGCCAAUGGAGGGAACCCACGAAAGGCGUUGAUCACCAUUCGCAGGGCAAUGACUAUUGCUCAGCUUAUGGGCUUCCACCGCCAUGGAAAAGCACAGUGCAAAACCGUCGACAAGGAAACGCAGAUAUACCCCGAGUACAUAUGGUUUCGAAUCAUUUCUCUCGAGCGCUAUCUCUGCAUGAUGUUGGGUACCCCCCAAGCAUCCUUUGACCGGAACAUGGCUUGUGAAACGUUACUCGGAGAAGAUACAGCAAUAGGCCGUCUUGACCGUAUACAUUGCGUGGUCAUGUCUCGAAUCCUAGAGCGCAAUCACACCGCGCCCAGCAUUAGCGAUUUUGUCUUAACGGAAGAAAUAGACCAAGUGCUACAGAAAGCAUCUAGAGAUUUCCCUUCAAAAUGGUGGCUUACCCCAAACCUGGCCACAGUGGCUACUCAGCCAGAAGCUCUUUUCUGGAAUAUGCGAUGUCUUUUCCACCACUUGUCUCACUACAACCUCCUUAUACAACUCCAUCUACCAUUUAUGCUCCGCUCCGCCACGACCGGACACAAGUACGACUAUUCGCGAAUGACUUGCAUUACUGCGGCGCGUGAAAUUCUCUCCCGUUAUAUCAUGUUUCACAGCUUCAAUCGUAUCGCUUUUAGUUGUCGAACCGUGGACUAUUUUGGGUUAAUGGCAGCGAUGACACUUUUGAUCGCGCAUCUCGAUGGUCAUCGGCGUUUGCCUCUGUCCACCUCUGACCAACUGCCAUGUAACCAAGUCUUGAGGUCGAACAAUAUCUUGGUGCACCAGCGACCUUCGGACCGCGCAUUAAUAGAGCAAGUGCAUGAAACCAUGGAAGAAGUGAGCCGGCUAGAUGGGGAUUCUAUGAGCAUACAAGCCUCGGGCCUGCUACAGCGGCUGAUGGCUAUCGAGGCUGAAGCAGCCAGCGAGGUUACACACGAAAUCAACAUGCAAGCCUCUUCCACCAUACACACACCGCAAUCAUCGAGUACUAAUGGUUCCAUCCGUGUAUCUAUUCCGUCUUUCGGCGUCAUUGAGAUUGACCGGGGGGCAUUAUAUCCAAUGACUCGGGUGAAUCCUCUGUCGGUGAAAUUGCAGUUGAAAACAAAGAACGAAAUCGUGCACCGCUUGAUACAUCAUCUCAGGGGCCAAGAAAUGGGGACAUCAACCUUGACACAGUACAGCCUUUACCCGGUCCCACUGAGCGAGGGAAUGAAGAGCCAAUGCUCUCUGUUGGGGAGAAUUGGGCGCUGCAAAACAUUGAUACAGCUUUUUUCGACACUUUGA
Molecule: messenger RNA, 2172 nt
Organism: Penicillium subrubescens
Lineage: Eukaryota; Fungi; Ascomycota; Eurotiomycetes; Eurotiales; Aspergillaceae
Exons: 2
Biological process (GO): regulation of DNA-templated transcription
Molecular function (GO): zinc ion binding; DNA-binding transcription factor activity, RNA polymerase II-specific
Source: RefSeq, a predicted model, not a curated record